This is a messenger RNA of Syzygium oleosum, 2110 nucleotides long. Its product is annotated as B3 domain-containing transcription factor LEC2. Gene Ontology annotation, molecular function: DNA-binding transcription factor activity; DNA binding. Bases 683 to 1927 code for a protein of 414 amino acids. Lineage: Eukaryota; Viridiplantae; Streptophyta; Magnoliopsida; Myrtales; Myrtaceae. The transcript is spliced from 6 exons. The record is from RefSeq and is a predicted model, not a curated record.
UGACAACUUUCUCAUUCCGCUCAUCCUUUUCACACUCGAAGGUAUAGGAAAAUCGUAACGGUUUCACUUAUCAAAUAAUGAGAGUACAAAACUGAAGUCCAAAACAUGGACGUUGGUCCUUCAUUAAAUAAUGCUUAUAGAGAAACAAAACUUCUGCUGGAGGAUAUAACCUCGGCAAAAGAACAUCACAUGUUGUGUGUGUUUCAUGUUUGAUUAUCUAGGCAUUAGACGAUUCAUUUAUAAUGCCCGUUAAUUAUCUUCAAAAAGCAUAUUAUCUCACUAUAGUAAUUACAAGUUGACACAUAUUCUAAGCCGACCGUUAAUUAGACCUAGGUAAGAACUUAUAGGAAGGACUCAACUUAGGAACGAUGAUAUUUACGGACGAUGUAACACAAAUAGUACGCGGAAUUCUUAUCUGUUUUCCUCAUUAGCAUUCGGUAUAGACUUUAAUUGCUUCCCAUUAUGCAAUUGACAACUGAGAAAUUAACCCAUUGAGUUAAAACCAGAUUUUGUUUCUUUCCUACUCAAGUGACCUACACUAAUAUGGCCUUAACCCUAGCUUGAGACACCGCCCCAUAAAAAGCCUCUUCACUUUCACAAACUCCAACUAGCUAGAGAUUUGAAAAAAAUUAGCAAAAUCUUCUUCACCAUUUAUUGUUUUGAGUUUCAUUUUCAGAGGAAAAUGUACAGGUUUCUUGCACCAUCUGGCUCCACCAAGCCCACAAGCACUGACAAUAUAAGCAGGCAACCAAUCAUGGCUCAUCCUCAAAACCUUCAUUUUUCUUCAUUGGAACAACCCCCAACUCAGAUCAUUCAUGCCCCAACACAAUCCCCACCUUUAUUUCAAGGGCUGCCAUUUCCAUAUCCAUACCCACCUCAUUACUCGCCCCAGCCUUUCUGUUUCUGGCAAAAUCACAACGGUCCUCGACCGGUUCAAUUUGAAUUGCCAUCGUCGCGACCAACCACGUUCGAUCUGGCAGGGCAUGAACAAAAGGUUCUCGACGCUCAGGCGACGAAGGCUGCCAGAAACAGAAGAAAGAUGGCUCGCCAGAGGAGCCUUGAUUUGCACCGAAGGGGCUCUUCGGCUUUGUCUCCUACGAACGCAAGCCCGUCGAGCAAUGGGUUAAUUUCAAGCAAACAUCCCAUGGAUGAUCAAACUUUGGAAAACAAUGUUGGGGAGGAUCAACAUACUUUUUUAAUGCCAGAUGGUAAGAGAUUGAGAAUGCUUCUCAAAAAGGAGUUGAAGAACAGUGACGUCGGGUAUCUAGGAAGGAUCGUACUUCCAAAGAGGGAGGCAGAAGAAAAUCUUCCAAUCAUUUCCGACAAAGAAGGAAUUCAAUUAGUGAUAAGAGAUGUGUACUCUCACCAUGAGUGGAUCCUGAGAUACAGGUAUUGGACAAACAACAAUAGCAGGAUGUAUAUAUUCGAAAAUACAGGAGAAUUAGUGAGGCAAAAUGGACUGGACAUUGGAGAUUCCAUUACAUUCUACGAAGAUGAACGCAAGAAGAUCUACUUUUCCAUUGAAAGGGUGGCCAGAACAGUAGCAGAUCCCUGGAACCAACAAUACCAAGCCACUGCAGACCUUGACCUCAACACCUCAAUGGCACCAUACUCGAAUGAACUGAGUGCUGUCGAAGGCGAAGAAGAAGAAGACAUUCUGGCACUGCUAAUGGGACAAUUCAAACACGGCGAAGAAGAUACCGAAGCCUUGGCGGCUAAUUUCUCUGCAGGCUCUUCUGUACCGUACAGAGAUUACUUAAAUGCCGCUAGCGAGGGGACCUAUGGACAACCGGAUGCUUCGACGGGAGACGGCCACGAGAUCGACUUCGAUGGCUACUGCAGAGGUCUUGAAACUCUUACUACCAUGGAUCCACGCACUUACUCCCUCUUGGAUCCGUGUUGGAUAGGCAAAAGCGGUGCAACAUAGAAAUGAUAAAUCAAGUGGACUCCAUAAUUCUUCGAUUACAAGGAAAUCCAGUACCAAAUGGUACCCGGAAUUUUCUUUCAUCAAAUUUAGUUUUUACAGUUGUUCAAGUCAGCUCUGGAUUUUGAUUCUCUUUUAAUCCUGAUUGAAAUCUGCAGCCACAAUUCAGUUUCACUUCUCAUUCAA